AUCGUAUUGUUUCCUAAAUUAAAAAAUAUCCUUCUUUCAACAUUUUCUUGCUUUCAUAUCUCAAUUUUUAAUUAAUCAGCUAUGUCAGAAAGGAGAUUCCGUUUUGGUUACGUACUUGCAUCAAAAAAAGUUUCCAGUUUUAUUCAAGAUUCACUCAUCAAUCAUGCCCAAGAAAAAGGUAUUGAUCUAAUCCCAAUAGAUCUUAACAAACCAUUAAUUGAACAAGGUCCAUUUGAUUGUAUUUUCCACAAACUAUAUGGUCAAGAAUGGAGAAAACAAUUAGAAGAAUUUGCCAUUCAAAAUCCAACAACCAUUAUAGUAGAUCCAUUUGAUGCUAUUGAAAAACUUCACAAUAGAAUUUCAAUGCUUGAAGUUGUUAAUGAAAUGAAAAUAACUGGAGAUAAUGAAACUAUUGGAAUCCCAAUUCAGAUUUUUGUUGAAGAUAAUUCUGAAUCACUUUUCGAUGCGAUUACUCGUCAAGGUUUGCAUUUUCCAGUUAUUGCUAAGAAUUUGAUUGCUAAUGGCACUGCUGAUUCUCAUCAGAUGUACUUAGUUUUAAAACCUGAAGGAUUAGAAGGGUUGAAAAAGCCAGUUGUUUUACAGGAAUUUGUGAAUCAUGGGGGUGUUAUUUUUAAGGUUUAUGUAGCUGGGGAUCAUGUGAAAUGUGUGAAAAGAAGGUCAUUGCCUGAUAUUCCGGACGAAAAAUUGGAGACAUUGGAAAGUUUGAUAUCUUUUUCACAGAUAUCUAAUUUGACUGAUAAGAUUGAUCAUAGUUUUGAUGAACUGAUUGAGAAGGCGGAGAUGCCACCGUUGAGUUUUGUGAAUGAAGUGGCUAAUCAGUUGAGGGGUGCUUUGAAGUUGCAUCUGUUUAACUUUGAUAUGAUAAGGGAUAAUAAAGUUGGAAAUAGGUAUCUUGUUAUUGAUAUCAAUUAUUUCCCUGGCUAUGCUAAACUGCCGAAUUAUGAGAGUAUGAUGACUGCGUUUUUCCUUGAUAUUGCACGCGAGAAGCAAGACAACGAGUCUCGUUUGGCUUCCGAAUGAUCAUAGACAAUGU
This is a messenger RNA of Lycium ferocissimum, 1054 nucleotides long. RefSeq names its product inositol-tetrakisphosphate 1-kinase 1-like. Gene Ontology annotation, biological process: inositol trisphosphate metabolic process. Gene Ontology annotation, molecular function: inositol-1,3,4-trisphosphate 5-kinase activity; magnesium ion binding; inositol-3,4,5,6-tetrakisphosphate 1-kinase activity. The coding region runs from base 82 to 1041 and encodes 319 amino acids. The transcript has a single exon. The record is from RefSeq and is a predicted model, not a curated record. NCBI's taxonomy places the organism in Eukaryota, Viridiplantae, Streptophyta, Magnoliopsida, Solanales, Solanaceae. Gene Ontology annotation, cellular component: cytoplasm.